GGAACCAGAACCCACCCCCCCAAACCCGACCCCCAUCAUGGCACACUCUGCCCAGCUGAACAUCUUGGAGCAAAACUGCCCCAUCCAGGUGGAGCACGAUCGCAAGCGGAGGCAGUUCACGGUCAAGCUGAAUGGUUGUCACGACCGGGCAGUCCUGCUCUACGAGUAUGUAGGGAAGAGAAUUGUGGAUCUGCAGCACACAGAAGUCCCUGAUGCCUAUCGAGGGAGGGGAAUAGCCAAACACUUAGCUAAGGCCGCCCUGGACUUUGUAGUGGAGGAGGAUCUGAAAGCCCACCUGACCUGCUGGUACAUUCAGAAGUAUGUCAAGGAAAACCCAUUGCCCCAGUACCUGGAACGUUUGCAGCCUUAAUCCCAGCCCCGACAGAGCCUGGGUGGCUCUUUUCUUCAGCUCCCUCUCUCUUUCUUUGUCUCACCAGCACACUCUGUUCCUGACUGUUCAAUGCGGCCUUUGCUUCCGUAUGGUCUCAGGAAACACCUUCCCCACCAGGGAACAGACUCAGAAUUAUUUUUCUAAGGACGCUUGAACACCUCAUAGGGAAGCUGCUCUGGGGACCAGCUGUGGCCGCCGUAGGGUUCUCUCCCAUGUCCCUCCUUUGUACCCCUCUCGUCUCUCUGCCACGUCCUCAUGAGAGGCUGUGGAAACUAGGGAGAGGUAGUGUUCCUGUUUGAAUCUUAUUAUCUCCUUGUCCUACCCAGGGAGGUACCUGGAGAAAGGAUUUGGGGCAGUUCUUUGGUCUGGUUUGGGUUUUUUUCCCCCUCCCAUCCUUCAUCGCCUCCUGGGCUUUACUUAAGGGACCAUCAUUCCCUCCCUUUUUAGGUCUGCAAGCAAAAUGUUUGUCAACCACUGGAUUUUUACCAGAGCAAGGGAGGACAGUUUAGCCCUCCUCGACCUACCUUCCCUUUGUUGUUGCUAAGGGAAACAGGGCAGAAGAUGGGAAAGGCAGGGUCAAAGGGGGAGAGACAGUGCUCUUCCUUCCCAUCCCUCAGGAAUAAAGACCACCAGUUGUCAAGGGGAUACACCAGGAGCGGAUUCAUCAGAGCAGGUUCUAGCCCGCAUCUUGUUCGAGUGAAAGGAGACAUGGCUAUCUUACUGGCUUACACCAAUGAGCCACAGGAAUUAGGUGCACACCUGCCUCCCUGCCUGCAGUAAGCAGAGACCCUGGGCUGCACCUUUUACUGCUGUGGUUUGAUGAGCUCAAGCCCGACAUGGAUGAGAUUGAGGAGGGUGGUGAAGGGGGUACGAGGAGAAGAGGAAGGGAAUUUAUCUGUGGCCAUCUUUAAAGCCAACCUGGCCCUCUAGGAGUAAUGCACUUCUCCCAGUGUUUUUUGAGUUUUUUUCCUCCUGGGAGAGAGUCUCGGGGCAGGAAGUUAACUUGACUAUGUCUUCAGAUGGAAGAACAAUUCUUGAUCCACUCUCUUCCACAUUUAUUUGAAUCCCCAUCUUUUUUUUUCCCCCUCUCCCUUUGAAUAUGGUGGCUUAAAUCUAGGAGCAAUAAGCAUCACUGGUGAUUGGAGGGUCCCUCUCCAUUGGCCUUGGUGUGCCAAAUCCCAGAUGCCACCCUCAUGCCCCCACUCCCUUUACACUUCCCUUCUCUAGCCAUCUCAGAGACCAAAGGUGGGUUAAGCACAAGAUGCUCGGGGCCUAUUUGAUUAAAAAAAGAAAGAAAAAAAAGAUUGUGUCAGCUAAAGUUUAAGACUCUGUACUGAAUUGUCAAACAAACACAUGCACAUAAGUGUGCGCCUACCCUGUAUAAGGAGAUUGGGUAAAUGUUUCAGAGGAGCAUCACUUGUAUAGCCAAGGGUCCUACUAUGGCUGCCGUGGGAUUCUCUGGAUGGAGACAAUUUCUGUUCGGUGUGGUUGAUCUUGGUGCCAGACUUUAGCUCCUUUUUGUACACCUUUCUUCCAGCCAGUCCUAAAAUAUGCCAUGCUCCCAACUCUUUCCCCUAUUAAAUGUGCAGCUGCUGAGCAGUUGACAUCUAGCUGUUUGCUGCAGCCUCACCCAAGCCACCCUGCAGCAGACUGUUGGUAUCACCCAACCUGGGACUAAGCAACCACUUCUUGCUGAGAGACCAACCUUAGCAUCUCUGUGACCUCUGCCUUCCACAGAUCAUUAUCUUGCCUGCUUGAAAGAUGGGCUUUGGGACAGGACAUCAUGCUGAUGACUUGGCGGUAGUUGAGUGGAGAUGGGAGAAGGGAACAGUGUCAGAGUCUUGGCAUCCCAACCCCCAUACUGGAAUCUUAUUCCCAAAGGACAUUUCCUUUGUGUUGGGAGACAUCAAAAAUUUGUGUUAAUGGAUAGAGCUGUGUUUCUGUCUGUCUGUCCCUCCACAGCCCGGUGGGUUCUUCAUUUAACAGUAUUUCCUAUCUGAAAGGAAUAGCCAACUCAUUCCAUUCCCCGUCCCUGGUCACCAGUAGCACUCACAGAGAUCAAAUCUUCUCAUUUUAAACUCUUCUGCCUCCUCUCGCACGUCUUUCAUUCACUGGCUCAGUAUUAUAUCUUUGCCUUUCUCCUAGUCUUUGGCAGAAGAGGCAUCUGUCUUAGAAGAAACACUGACACAGAUGGGGUGGGGGAAUGGUGCUUACCUGUGAGAGAUCCUCACUCCCUGCAGCAUCCUCUGGGGACCUAUUCAUGAGUGUCUCCCUGAGGAAGGCUCUUGAAGGCUGCAAGCCCUAGCUAAGUGACUUAUUUUUCCUCGUGAUAACUGAGAUCAGACUCUUGACUCCCCAAGAUUAAGGGGAUGAUGGGCCUGAAUUCCUCUGUGGGACUGGAUGAGAAGCUCACCAGUACUAAAUGCUAUCAAAUUGAGACUCCGUGUGGGCGUUGCAUCCACUAGUGUGCAAGGAAAGCAGCCUGAUGUCGAGUGGGCCACGGCUGGCCUCGGUGUAUGUAUGUAUUAGUGGUUGGUGGGAGCUUUAUUGCCCUAAUCCAGAGUGCUAGGAAGUGGGGGAGGGGAGAAGGGGCCACAGAGAGGGUGCCUGGUGGUUUUUGUUUUAACAAGUCUCUCACCUUCGCUGUGCUGGACUUAGGUCAGAAGAGUUGGUGCCGAGGUGGGGGUGGAGGGAAUGCACAGACUGGGCCUCGGGUUUCACUGUUAGUGCUUCCUUUGUUUGGGCUCUGUUUAGAUUAAAAGACAGGAUUGUAGAGUCAUAUUUUCCAUUUGCCGAGGCACUGCUUUCACUAGUCCUGGCAUGGGAGGGGCCACCUCACUCUCAACCCUGUGUUCAAAGCCACUCAUAGCUGGUCUUCUAUACAGAAACCACCCCCUGCCCCCAUUCUCCAGGGCCCCUGAAAGGAGACACUGGAACCCUGGGGUUCAUCGGUGCUGCGGGACCAGUGAUGUAAAUUGAGGUUUCCCCAAAGUAGAUCUGUCAUGCUGCAGCUGGUUGUGAUGGACACCUUUGCAGGCCUUGUGGCAAGGUGCCAUACUCCUAACUGCUGCCCUGUGUUGUACGCCCUUCUGUGGAAGAGGUCCUUCUAGGACGACAUCUCCUCCUUGUCCCCUGCCUUCUAGGAGGUAGCAAGGGAUGAGGCCCCAGUGACACCCUAUCCCUCUCUUACCCAGUUCUGCCCUCCACAUACCUCUGCAGGUCAUGACAUGGCACUGCCUUUCAUGGGACAGACUGGGUACCACCAGUGGGGUGUCCUUCCAGCCAGAAAGUGAGGCCUGUACAGGUUAGAACCAGUCAGGGAAAACAGGAAAGCCCCUGGAAUUUUAAGUUGUGUUUAAAAGCUUUGAGUUAAUUAGGGAGGAAAGAGAGUAGUGUGGCUAAGGACUGACCAAUUGAAAGUGGAGCUGUAUGCUGGGAUACCUUCCUUUCCCCCCACUAUGCAAACACACACUUACACACACAGAUUACCCUCAUACAGUUUAAAGAAACGGUGCUUUCCAGGCUCAGGGUGGGAGGGAGUGUCAGGGUCAGGACUCUUCAUUUCCUCCACUCAAGCAGGCGCCUUGGGGGUUAGCAACCUCAGAGAUGUUAAAGCGGCUUAAGUAGGAAGCAGCUUCCCCGGGAAUCUCCCUGGCAGUAAGAUCUAGAGUGAAAUGAUGGCCCAGCAGGUACAUGCUACCUCCCUCUUCCCUUUUUUCCACAGCUUCCUAGAACAUGCACCCUGACCCUCUUCCCCACCCCAUCCCCCUCCAAGUUUGUCUUAUAAUGAUGGGCAGCAUCGUGAAAACGGUUUUUGUCCUCCCCGUGACAAAUCAGAAGGAGAGAUGACCAUUCACCCAUCUCAGGGAGUCAGGAGAAUAUGGACUAGCAUGGAGUAUUGGCAUAUGCUACUUGCAGGGCCUUGCCCUGAGCAUCCACUCCCCCUGCAAGUUGGUCAGAAGUCCCAGGACGGAUGAGAUCAGUUGAUAUGGCAUGAUGGAGGGAAUGGUAGAAGGUCAUGAAUCCUUGUAUUUAAUCCCUGUUCUUUGAUAACUUGAAUCUAAACUGACAACCCUGUGUGUUAACAGUGACUCUGUGCUUUAAAAAUAUAUAUAUAAACACAACUUUAAAAAAAACCCAACCCUUAGUACUUGAAUAGACAUGGAGGCAUCUUGUCUCAUACCCACGAGGGCUAAAUCUUCUUGAGUCACUCUGGUCCCCACCCUGCAGAGUGCUGGAAGGCACCACCAAGGUUUUGUCUUCAUAGAUGGCUUUUGCCUUGAAACCCUGCUGAUGAAGCCUUCAGCUUUCCCACUGCUCAAGUUGUGCACUACCUUCAAGCCCCUGUGGAGUGCGUAUUCCUGGCAUGGCAGCGGCUGCCUGGCAUUGGUAUGACUGGUGCCCAAACCUGAGCACUGCCACCUUUCAAGCGGUGGGUUCUUCUCAAAUUUAGCUCUUAAGAGUUGCAGCUGAUUUUAUGAAUGUCUGCAUGUUAAUUAUGCUGCUUCAGUCCUACCCUUCUUAAUAAUCAGGUAUGAAGAAUUCAUAAAUUUGAUCAGAUUUCUGUAACACCAAAGGGAGAGCUGGGGAGCAAAGAAGACUGAACUGUCAAAUCACCCCUGAGCCUAGGGUUCGUGUUUUUGUCUCUUCACUUGGAGAGACCUUUCAUAGUAACUUCCUUCUGGGGUGUGGCUUUCUUUUCAAACUGGUGUGACUGCCUUGAAGGAGAAAGGUGGGGAGAGAAAUGGCUGCCCACAUCUGCUUAUACUCAUCUCUGUGGCUACCGGAUCAUGUUUAUUAAGAGUAUUUUCCCAAGGAUUAUUCUCUCUUCCUCAAAUAAACUCAUCUCUAAUAAAUGUGUAACUAUAAACCUCCAGUCACUCUGUACUGGCAAAAUCCAAAUUGAGGUGAUAAAACCUCCAUAAUUUAAAUAUCUUCUGGGUUUGUCCCCCUUCCUUCCAGCUUCCUACCAUGCAUUCUAAUAAGCAGAGUUAACAUUUGACAACUAGCAGGGUUGGGUUUUUUUUAUAUUUUUUAAAAAUUAUUUUGGAGGCAGUGAGGUUAAGUGACUUGCCCAGGGUCAC
Vombatus ursinus (common wombat) is the source of this 5475-nucleotide messenger RNA. RefSeq names its product N-acetyltransferase domain containing 1 (gene NATD1). Bases 38 to 370 code for a protein of 110 amino acids. The transcript is spliced from 3 exons. NCBI's taxonomy places the organism in Eukaryota, Metazoa, Chordata, Mammalia, Diprotodontia, Vombatidae. The record is from RefSeq and is a predicted model, not a curated record.